UCGGAAGAGACAUGUUUGUUUUCUCUUGUUGGUCAUCCAGUGAAACUUUUUCUGGUAGCUCGUUGGAGAGGUUACCAAGUUCUUUUAUAGCUAGAAAAAGAGCUCCUCUGCUUGUACGACCGAAGCAACAAGUAAGAGUUUUAUCUUUACAAGCUUCAAACCAGUUGGAGAAACUACAGAAGCUCACAGUUAUUGUGGCAGAUACUGGAGACUUUGAGCAAAUAAUAAAGUUCAAGCCUACCGAUGCCACGACCAAUCCCUCACUUAUCUAUCAAGCUUCCCAGUUACCGCAGUAUCAACACUUGGUAGACGACGCCAUAAAAUAUGGAAAAUCAAAAGCCAACAGUGCAGAAAAAAGAGUAGAUCAUAUUCGGGACAAGCUAUUUGUAAACUUUGGAGCAGAAAUUAGCAAGAUUGUUCCGGGUUACGUUUCCACCGAAGUGGAUGCAAGAUUGAGCUUUGACGUAGAAGGAUCUGUGCGACAAGCGGAAAAACUGAUCCAACUUUACGAAGAAAUUGGAGUGCCCAAGAAUCGCAUUCUUAUCAAGCUAGCUUCGACUUGGGAAGGAAUACAAGCAGCCAGUAUUCUUGAAAGGAAAGGAAUUCACUGCAAUAUGACACUCUUAUUCAAUAUUUGUCAAGCAGCAGCUGCAGCAGAGGCCGGAGCUACUCUGAUUUCGCCAUUUGUAGGUCGUAUUCUGGAUUGGUACAAAAAGAACAAAGGCCAGGAAUAUAUUGCCGACAAUGAUCCUGGAGUUGUUUCUGUGAAAGAAAUAUUUUAUUACUAUAAGAAAUUUGGAUAUUCCACCAUAGUGAUGGGUGCCAGCUUUAGAAACAAGGACGAAAUUUUAGCUUUGGCUGGCUGUGAUCGCUUAACUAUAGCACCCAAGUUAUUAAAAGAACUUAUGGAGGCAGACGGAGAAGUAGUUCGCAAGUUGGAUGCGGAUGAGGCAAAGAAGAAGAAUAUAGAGAGAAUUCCUACAGACGAGAAGAGUUUUCGUUGGUUACUGAACCAAGACCCUAUGGCAACUGAGAAACUUGCUGAGGGCAUUCGUAGUUUCGCUCAAGAUAUCGUUUCACUCAACAAACUGCUGGAUAAAGUUUUAGUAUGAACGAAUCUCAUGACAUGAAUAAAGUUGCCUGGAUUUGACGACGGACUUGAUUUCAGGCAUCU
Galdieria sulphuraria is the source of this 1174-nucleotide messenger RNA. RefSeq names its product transaldolase. The record is from RefSeq and is a predicted model, not a curated record. Gene Ontology annotation, biological process: pentose-phosphate shunt; carbohydrate metabolic process. The transcript has 3 exons. Gene Ontology annotation, molecular function: transaldolase activity. Bases 12 to 1112 code for a protein of 366 amino acids. Lineage: Eukaryota; Rhodophyta; Bangiophyceae; Galdieriales; Galdieriaceae. Gene Ontology annotation, cellular component: intracellular anatomical structure; cytoplasm.